Molecule: messenger RNA, 348 nt
Organism: Staurois parvus
Lineage: Eukaryota; Metazoa; Chordata; Amphibia; Anura; Ranidae
Source: the annotation of a GenBank genome assembly
UUACACUUGGCACAAUGCAGUCAGGCAAGUACCGUUCUCCUGGAAACUGCCAAACCCAAACAUGUCCAUUGGAUUGCCAGACAGAGAAGCAUGGGUCAUCACUCAGAGAACACAUCUCCACUACUCUAGAGUCCAGUGUCGGCUGGCUGAGUUGCUGUUGUUCCCAGUUGCUUCCACUUUGUUAUAAUACCACUAACAGUUGACCGUGAAAUAUUUAGUAGCAAGGAAAUUUCACAGAUGGACUUAUUGCACAGGUGCUAACCUAUCACGGUACCACGCUUGAAUUCACUGAACUACUGAGAGCGACCCAUUCUUUCACAUGUUUGUAGUAACAGUCUGCAUGCCUAG